Molecule: messenger RNA, 1176 nt
Organism: Puccinia triticina
Lineage: Eukaryota; Fungi; Basidiomycota; Pucciniomycetes; Pucciniales; Pucciniaceae
Exons: 8
Coding region: 1-1176 (391 amino acids)
Biological process (GO): glucan catabolic process
Molecular function (GO): hydrolase activity, hydrolyzing O-glycosyl compounds
Source: RefSeq, a predicted model, not a curated record
AUGGCCAUCAAGCAAAACACCUUCUGGAAAGGCCUUUUCACGCUUGUCUCACUCCUAUCUGCCAUCUCCCUUGCGACUGCAAAGUCUGAAUCGAAUCCGCCCGCAGCAGCUUAUGGCAAGACCCUGCCUCGCCUAGCCGGGUUCGUCGUUAACUUGGCAGGCUGGGACUUCGGUGCACAAACAAAUGGCGUAUACUCCCCAGGCAGCACUGGUGUUGCCCCGCCAAAGACUCAAAUCCCGCAUUUCAUUAAGCAGAAUGUCAAUCUGUUGCGAGUGCCCGUGGCCUGGGGGUUCAUCCAACCGGAGAUAAACAAGGAGCUCAACGCGACUAACGCGAAUAUCUACCGUGAAUUUAUCGAAGAUAUCACAAGCCGGGGGGCUUACGCAAUCAUUGACCUUCACGCGUACGCCCGUAACAAUGGCGAGAUUGUCGGCGAGUCGCCGCAAAUGCCCGCUUCUGUCCUUGUCAAUUUGUGGCUUAAGUUAGGGGCUCUCUUCAAGGAUAACAAGCAAGUCAUCCUCGGAUUAUCCAACGAACCUCAUGACCAAAGUAUCGAAAAAUGGGCUGUCACGGUGCAGACUUUGGUCACCGCCAUGAGAAAAGAUGGGAUAAACAACAUCUUGCUGUUACCCGGAACAGACUGGACGUCUCUUAAAGCUUUCCCUGACUGGUACAAAUCUAUGAAAACGGUCAAGAACCCAGACGGGUCUUUCGACGGCCUUUGGUUUGAGGCGCACCGAUACCUCGAUGGUGACAACUCCGGCAAAAGCCGCGAGUGUGUUGCAAGCCACGCUGACGAAGUGGUCAGUAUUGCGAAGAUGCUAAAAGAAGACAGUCGACAAAUUCUACUUGGAGAAACGGGUGGUGGUAGCACCGAAAGCUGCAAGAAAUAUCUUCCGGAAUUGGUCGAGGCAGUCGCUAAUGCAUAUCCUCAUUUUGCGGGCUUCGCCAUUUGGUCGGCUGGUGCUUUUGAUGCGACGUACGAGCUCGUUGUUACAGUGAAAGACGAGUCAUCGCCGACUGGAUGGAAAGAUCAAGAGAAUUGGCUAUCGAUCAAAAAAUUUCUCCCAACCCACCCUCCCACCGCGCACAAGAAGGCGGCCGACAAAGGAGCGAAAGAGCAAGAGAAGAACAAAGGGUCGAAGCAUGGAAGGAGGUCGAUUGUAUCCAAUUAG